Messenger RNA from Lactuca virosa, 1224 nucleotides. Lineage: Eukaryota; Viridiplantae; Streptophyta; Magnoliopsida; Asterales; Asteraceae. The record is from the annotation of a GenBank genome assembly.
AUGGGUUCGAGUUUUCAAGAUGAACCCAGAAACAAGAAACCGAAGCUUGCUGAUGAAGAAGAGAAGACGGGGAUCUUGAUCAAGAACCACCCUUCUGGGUUCGAGAUUUUACCAAGAGAUUUGCUUCUCGAUGUUCUUACCAGGUUGCCGAUAUCCUCACUGAUGCAAUUCCGGUUCGUAAGCCGGUCAUGCCACGCCUUGUCUCACGAUCCUGAACUGCCGCGCCUCCACCACCCCACGGCGGCGAAAUCAGACCCCAUCUUGGUGUUCCACUGCGAUUACCCGAUCCGUAACCAGCUUUAUUUUGUCGGCUACAAUGGUGACCACGGUGGUGAUAAGAUUGUACGAAAGAUAUCCACACCCUUUUGUCGUUCUAUGCCGGAAUUCAACGUCGUGGGCUCUUGCAAUGGCUUAUUGUGUUUGUCCGAUUCACUUUAUGGUGACCCGGUCUACGUGUUCAACCCGUUCACCAGAAACCACAUCGAGCUACCAAAAUCCAAACAGUUUCAAGACCAAGAAGUAGUAUUCGGAUUCGGGUUUCACCCUCUUACAAACGAGUACAAGGUUGUUAGGAUCGUAUACUACAGAACCCCACGUAAGUUAACUCGAAACAACAGGAGUUACCCUAAAUCCGAGGUUCACGUCUUGACCAUUGGCCAACCGGAUUCCAACACGUGGAGAUGCCUAGGGAAAGUACCUUAUCAGCUAGACAGGCAAGCUAAAGAAGUGGUAGCUGUUAACGGGCGGCUCCAUUUUGUGAGCCGCCCGGGUCGCCUGGGCGGGCUUCCAGGUCGAACGAUUGUUUCGUUCGACCUGAAAGACGAGCAGUUCAAGCUCGUCUCGAAGCCUGUCAACAGGAGCAACUACCACCUGGCGGUGAUCGAAGGGUGUCUCGCGGCGGCAGUGUCAUGCGGAUACGGGAAGUUGGAGAUUUGGGUGAUGAAGGAAUACGAUGUGAAAGAGUCGUGGGUGAAGCGGUUCGAUAUCCAUGGGGCUUAUCUUGCAAACUUCCCGAUUCAUAGUCAUGAGAAGAUGGUUAGGGUUUUGUGUGUGUUGAAGAAUGGUGAGAUUUUGAUGGAGUAUAGAGGUGGGAGUUUGGUGAAGUAUGAUCCAAAGUGGAAGGAGUUUAAAGAUGUCGUGUUUCAUGGGAUGCCUAAGUUGUUUCAAACAAUUGUACAUGUAGGUAGCCUUAGUUGGACUCAUACACCAAUCUAUAAUCUAUAA